AUGGAUCGUGUGCACCUAAGCGCGCGUCUCGCCAAGGUUGUAGUGCUGGUGUGUGUGUGCGCGCUGCCUCUGCCGCUGAGGGGCCAAAGCCCCGGGCAGGUGGACCCUCUCACUCUGAGUCGCGCGGACGCGCAGUGCUGGGAGUCCUCCUCCGAGCUGCUGCUGGAGAUGCGCGCGCCGCGGAUCGCCGACACCGUGCCCGCCUUCUGGGACCUCAUGGUGUUUCUGAAGUCGUCGGGCAACCGGAAGCAUGGCGCUCUGUUCUGGGACCUGGCCCAGGUCUUCUGGGACCUCUACGUGGACUGUGUUCUGUCCCGGAACCACGGGCUGGGGAGGCGGCACCUCGCGCAGCCGGGAGAGCGCAUCACGGCCUCGCGCUCCCUCAUCACGGACCAGUCCUUUGUGCAAGAGUCACAGAGCCAUUUCUCAAAGUUUUCUCGGGGCUGGUUCCGAAUCCAAGUGCAGCAGGUUGGACCACAUAGCUUGCAUCGUGGUGCCCAUCGAAAACCCUGGGACACCAAGAAAAUUUCAAGUUUUUAA
Messenger RNA from Pygocentrus nattereri (red-bellied piranha), 540 nucleotides. Its product is annotated as protein FAM237A-like. Bases 1 to 540 code for a protein of 179 amino acids. The record is from RefSeq and is a predicted model, not a curated record. The transcript is spliced from 2 exons. NCBI's taxonomy places the organism in Eukaryota, Metazoa, Chordata, Actinopteri, Characiformes, Serrasalmidae.